AUGGAUGUCUCGCAGGCCGCUUUCCCAAACGGUGAAGGGCGGCCGGGCGGCGGUGAUGGUGGCGGUGGUGUUGGAGGGAGCAGGGAACAUGUCUGGACAGAUUCCCCCACGCACGCGUGGGCUCACUCGGCCCCGCUUUGCCCGACGCGGUCGCUGUGGACUGCCGCGUACGACUAUGAGGCGAGCGGCGAGGACGAGCUCAGUCUGUGUCGGGGCGACGUGGUCGAGGUCCUGUCCAAGGACGCGGCCAUAUCCGGCGACGAAGGCUGGUGGACCGGAAAGAUCAACCACCGGGUCGGCAUCUUCCCCUCCAACUAUGUCACCUACCAGCCUGCCAUUUACCGUCUGCCCGUCGCGAGCGCGCGGGAGCGGGUUCCGGCUUCCCCUGUCCAGAUCCCCUUCACCGAGCUGGUGCUGGAGGAGAUCAUCGGCGUAGGAGGCUUCGGCAAAGUGUAUCGCGGCACAUGGAAGGGUCAGGAGGUGGCCGUGAAGGCGGCCAGACAGGACCCUGACGAGGACAUUACCGCUACGGCGGCCAGCGUCAAGCAGGAGGCCAAACUAUUCUCCAUGCUGCAGCACCCCAAUAUCAUCAAGCUGGAGGGGGUGUGCUUGGACGAGCCCAACUUGUGCUUAGUCAUGGAGUACGCCCGAGGAGGCACGCUGAACCGGGCGUUGACCGGCAGGCGAAUUCCGCCGCACAUUCUGGUUAAUUGGGCCGUGCAGAUAGCGCGCGGGAUGCACUAUUUGCACGAGGAGGCCGUGGUCAUCCACCGAGACCUGAAAUCCAGCAACGUUCUAUUACUUGAAACAAUAGAAAAUGACGACAUCGGAAGGAAGACGUUGAAGAUCACUGACUUUGGCCUGGCCCGGGAGUGGCACAAGACCACAAAAAUGUCUGCGGCGGGCACCUACUCCUGGAUGGCCCCUGAGGUCAUCAAGUCGUCUACAUUUUCUAAAGGCAGUGAUGUCUGGAGCUAUGGCGUUUUGCUGUGGGAGCUGUUAACAGGGGAGGUGCCUUACAGGGGAAUUGAUGGCCUGGCUGUUGCUUAUGGCGUGGCUGUCAAUAAAUUAACAUUACCAAUUCCUUCCACCUGCCCCGAACCCUUUGCAAGGCUUAUGGAAGAGUGUUGGGAUCAAGACCCACACGUGCGCCCCUCAUUCUCCUGUAUCCUGGAACAGCUGUCUGCCAUCGAGGAGGCAGUGAUGGCCACCAUGCCGCAGGACUCUUUCCAUAUCAUGCAGGACGACUGGCGUGUGGAGAUUCAGGAGAUGUUUGACGAGCUCAGGACCAAAGAGAAGGAGCUACGUUCUCGGGAAGAGGAGCUGACGAGAGCCGCUCUGCAGCAGAAGUCCCACGAGGAGGUGCUGAAGAAACGCGAGCAGCUGCUAGCCGAGCGGGAGAUCAACGUGCUAGAGCGGGAGCUCAACAUCCUCAUCUUUCAGCUCAACAAGGACAAGCCUAACGUCAAGAAGCGCAAGGGCAAAUUCAAGCGAUCCCGCCUCAAGCUGAAGGACGGCAACCGCAUCAGCUUACCUUCAGACUUUCAGCACAAAAUCACAGUGCAGGCUUCGCCCUCCAUGGACAAGAGGCGGAGCCUUCACAGCACCAGCUCCUCUCCUCCCAGCAGUCCCACACUUAUACCCCGCCUACGAGCUAUUCAACUGACGUGCCCUGUGGAGAGGGAUACAUUGUUUGUUUACCAGCAAGACGUGGAUCUGAGCAGCGAGCUCUCGUGGUUCGGCGUCACGCAGGAUGAGAGCAACCGCACAUGGGGUCGUAGCCCCACCUUAAGGCAGGAAGAAUUUGACGAUGUGAGGAGGGGUAUCAAGAAGAAGGGGAGAACCUGGGGCCCUAGUUCAGUGCAAAGCAAAGAAAGGCCUGCUGCCACAGAGAGAGUGCGUCCGCUCUCAGACGGCAGCAACCCAUCAUGGUCCACCAGUCUGGUGAAGUCGCAGAAGCCUGUCCCACUUGCCUCCCUUUUUGCUGAACAGGGAGAAGGUGGUAGAGAUGAGUCCUUCACACAAGAGUGUUCCGACAGCAGCUCCAAACCAAAGCAGCUCAAAUUCCCCAACCAGGUGUACCUGGAUCUACCUCUAUGGCGGGACGAGCAGCAGCCCCCCUGCAUCGUAGGGGAGGGUCCGGCCAGGCCGGUGUCUCCGGGUGGCCCGGCCGAGAGUCCAGAAGACACCGCCACCACGUCCACCUCUUCGGCCUCCACAACCCCACAGCUCACGCCCACCAACAGCCUUAAGAGGGCGUCGGGUCGUCGCAAGAUGGAUUCUGUGCUGUACGGCUGUGGCUCACUGUUGGCCUCUGUCGUGCUUGGCUACGACAUACGCGAGGCACUCAAGAAUGCUCAGGAUGACGGCGAGCCACCGCGGGAGGAGAAGAAAAAGAAGGAGGGCCUGUUCCAGCGCGCCACCCGCUUCCGACGCAGCACCUCCCCGCCGAACGGCAGCCGCUCUCGUAAAGAUGAGAUCUCGCCGACCCACGUCUCCAACCCGCACGCCAACUUGGUCUCCAUGUCAGCCAUCGUGGAAUGCAAGUCCACAAAGUGCCUGCUCCAGUCAGAGGCGGAGGUGUCGCGGUGCAGCCCCACCAAGGCUGACCUCGUGCCAGUCAGUCAACAUGUCGAGACCCCUCGGCCUGCUCCGCCGGUGCCCCCGCCUGUAGAAAAAAAACAAACGACACCGCCACAAACCCAAAGUCAACCGGCGGAGGUGACCAACCAUAACAUGGGGACACGCCUCCGCAGAAAAAAAUACAACAACCAUGAUGCGAACGGCCUUCCCAGCUUGCCGCCUCCAACUGCUCCCAAGAAGACCAGAGACACGCGACCCGUCUCCUUCUGGGCUAAGCCGCACGCGCGAGGUCUGGUCGCUCACCUGGGCAAGAGCUAUUCGCUGGGCCACUACUCGGGCGAGAAAGCGGCGCAGGCCUGCUCGUUGCUCGACAUGGACGCCGAGGGCCAGAACCGCGACUGUACAGUGCCAUUGUGCCGCAUCCAGAGCUCGCCGGGCAGGCCCACCUUAUACGAGCUGGAAAAAGAGUUCCUCUCCUAG
Nerophis lumbriciformis (worm pipefish) is the source of this 3063-nucleotide messenger RNA. Lineage: Eukaryota; Metazoa; Chordata; Actinopteri; Syngnathiformes; Syngnathidae. The record is from RefSeq and is a predicted model, not a curated record.